AUGGCUGUAACAGGCGUGCAGCUUCCUGAUAGACUUGUUCUUGUCAGACCGGUGAAUGACACUCGGGAGUACGGGGGGGGGGGGCUCUCAAGGCCCCGCACUUUCCGCACUCCAAUUCUCACCAGCCCUCCCGCCCCUCCCCCCCGGGGCUCUGCGGGACUCGGUAAGGGGCGCGGAGAAGCCAAGGCUGUUUGCAAACAGGCGUCCUCAGCCUCCCUCCAGGAUGUACGUGCUGGGCCCCGGGUAAGAGGCUGCGCUCGGCCCGGGCCCGGGGCCAACCUGAACGGUGCCAGUGCCUCCGCCAACACACCGGGCCGCAAUGGAACCGAGGCCAGGAGCCGCGGGGUGGGGGAGGCGGCCGCAAUAGCAGGACGCCCCGUCCGCUCGGCCCGAGGGCUGCUGCCAGGGCCCUUCCCCGCGGCGGAAGGCCAGCGAGCCCGGGACCGCGUCGCGCCACACUCACCUCGAGCAGCGGCCGCCGCCGCCACAGCAUGGCCGGGGGGGUCGUCCCUAAGCCGACAGCCUCCUCCGGAGGGCUCCGGCGCGGCCCCAGGCGCCGCCGCGAAGCCUCUCGAUCCUAAAGGGGUUGUGGUCGCCGCUGCUACUGAGGCCCAGAGCCCGCCGAGCCUCAUCGGGCUCACGGGCCGCCGCAGCCACGCGGUUCCCGGAGGAGCGCCGCUGAACCGGGCCGGGGGCGCAAGGCUGCGGCGGGACGACGGAGGUGCUGCAGGCGGGGAUCCUCGGCGAAGCCUCCAGCGUCGCCGUGGCCGCUCCUGCCGCCGGCGCCGCUGGGCCACAGCGCCCCCUGGACCCCACGCCCGGCUACGGCGCCGGGACUGCGGCGGCAGCCCGGGCACGAGCGGCAGGGAACGCGGGGGAGCGCGGCCUGGGGAUGGCGGGGGCCCCGCGCUGGCUGCGCUGCCCUCGGCCCCCGGCCCGCCCCCGACAAUGCCUCCCAGGAGGCGGAAGCCCCUCGAUCUCCCACAGACCGUGGCGGGUGCCAGCCCCACCCCCAGCCCUCAGGCCGUGAGCGCCUUUGCACCUUUUCCUUCUCUCCAGGAGGUACGUGAACGUUUCUGUCACUCGGACGUUCACCUGAGAGCAGGAGGUGAGGGAAUCUGCUCGUUUUCGUCUCUCGUGAUUCGAGAGGGAUCCGUUGUAAGCCCCUCGGGGUGACCCAGAAACAACCUUUUUUCCAUACAAACACACAAAAUCCUCCCCCAAAACAGAUGAAUUGUCUUUGACCUUAACUUUUUUUGGAUCUAGAAAUUUCCUACAGAUACCAAAUCCUUAAUCCCAAACGGCCCCAAAAUUAGAAAAAAAAAAAAAA
Lontra canadensis (Northern American river otter) is the source of this 1330-nucleotide messenger RNA. RefSeq names its product translation initiation factor IF-2-like. Lineage: Eukaryota; Metazoa; Chordata; Mammalia; Carnivora; Mustelidae. Bases 1 to 1176 code for a protein of 391 amino acids. The record is from RefSeq and is a predicted model, not a curated record. The transcript has 3 exons.